AUGGCAGACUCAGCAUCGAGGGCCUGGACGGAUCCUUAUAAAACUGUGUGGACUAAUUUUUCUGUGUCGUGGGAACAGACAGCCGUGCCGCCAAUCUUUCGCAAACUCUACACGAACUUCUCGAAGGACUUCAAUCCCGCUCACUGGCCUCGUCAUCAAACGUUAAAUACUCAGCUACUUGGUCACAGUGGGUGCGAUGGUGCACGGAAAUGCGACUGCCUAAAUGGUUACCCAAGGACGAAGAGCGCCAUUCAUAUCAGCUCGCACUUUUCGCAAUCUACUGCUGGAAAUUCGGAUGGAACUCGUCCGAAAGAGGCAACUCUACCUCCACCGUGCUCUCCAAACUCUGCCACAUCUCGUGGUAUCACAAGCGCUUCGUCGGAUACAAAGUCGGACUGUCCCCCGGACACCAGCUUGCUGUCGUCGGCAUGCGCAGAGAAGACCGUCCAACCAACCCCAAGGCCCCCGUCACCAUGCAUCUCCUCGGAAAAUUGCACAGCUCCCUCGAUUUUUCCUGUGCCCAGCACCGAGUCAUCUGGGUGGGGCUUCGGUGCUGGGCUUCUUCUUUCUUUUGCGCCGCUCCGAGUAUCUAGCUGA
Messenger RNA from Phytophthora sojae, 597 nucleotides. RefSeq lists its product as hypothetical. The record is from RefSeq and is a predicted model, not a curated record. The transcript has a single exon. NCBI's taxonomy places the organism in Eukaryota, Oomycota, Peronosporomycetes, Peronosporales, Peronosporaceae. Bases 1 to 597 code for a protein of 198 amino acids.